Homarus americanus (American lobster) is the source of this 7043-nucleotide messenger RNA. RefSeq lists its product as uncharacterized. Gene Ontology annotation, molecular function: GTPase activator activity. NCBI's taxonomy places the organism in Eukaryota, Metazoa, Arthropoda, Malacostraca, Decapoda, Nephropidae. Gene Ontology annotation, cellular component: cytoplasm. Gene Ontology annotation, biological process: regulation of small GTPase mediated signal transduction; activation of GTPase activity. The record is from RefSeq and is a predicted model, not a curated record.
GCGGCCAGAGCAGCAGCCAGGGCCAUCGGAGCAGUGCUGCGCCGCAGACACCUGGGUCGGCGCGCGGUAACCGAGCCCCAUGUGACCGUCUCCACCAACCCCAGACGCCGCAACAGCCUCGGAGUAAGCAGUGCCAUCACCGCCUCAAUCAUCGUGGAAGAGGAAGAGGACGAGCAGUCGCCUCCACUAUGGGAGCGAGCCAGGAGGAUGUCCGCCAUCUGCUUCGUAUGUAACCUGCCCAUCCUGAGUCACCAGGUGGGGCUGGUGCAUGACGAACUCAGAGCUGCGUCCCCCAGACCCCGAGUGGGUCGCAGGGACUCUUCCGCCCAGAUCACCACCAUCGAGCCUCCUCGUGAAGUGCGGGAGACUUCUCCUCCCACCUCCCGCAGGCGACGAUCUCUGGCACAGCUCACCGACAUCUUGCGAGAUUGGGGACGACGGGAUAUAACGGAACAGCGCUCCACCAGUACCUGUACGACCACCACCAGCACCCCGGUCGGUCCCCUCACUCGCAGGGAGAGUCGUGACCUUAGUCGAAGAGAAUCCAUCGCAGACAUCGCUAGGUCUCUACCAUGGCGACGAAAAGACUCGAUCGUCGAAGUUCCUCGCAUCAAAACUCGGCGGGAGUCUUCGGCCGAAAUGAAGAAGAGACGACAGAGCAGUACAGACAUUCGCUCAGACAUUGCCAAGUUCCUGGCCAGACGAGAGAGCGUUGCAGAAAUCCUACGGAGGCGGCGGGACUCCCUGGAACAGGAGAAGAAGGAGCGGCGCGACUCUACCACACAGGUUUAUACACGAUCAAGUCGCAAUAGUAUAGACAAAACGUCAUCACCUGAUCGGCCAGAAAUACAUUCUCCUCGGCACGUGUCUUCACCCGAACCCCGAGACCUGAUGCCCAGAACCAUCGUUACUACACAAGUGUCAUCAGAAUCCCAUGUUUCACAAACCUCGCUGGUGUCACAGGUGUCGACGGGUGGGAAGGACCCAUCAGACCCCGGAAUCAUGGAACCCAGGUCGCCGGUGUCGUCCCCGGCGCCCUCCUCCCCCACCACCACUAUACGUCGAGAAUCUACCACCCAGAUAUACCGCGGCAGACGAGACUCUCGGCCGCAAGUGUCGCCUGAGCGAGGGUCAGGACGAGGUAGUCGAGAGCCAUCACCCAAAUACCGAGGACUGAGGCGACAGUCGACGGCCAUCGAGGAAGGUCUUCCACUCCCUGGCUCACGUCGAGGCUCCCGACCCUCUUCCCCGACGCCCCUGAGACAGAUGGGCUAUCUAAAAAAUGCCGUCGAGACUCUGUCUCCCGACUCGGCGGCAGCGGAGGAGCUGUAUAUGGGUAGGAAGGCGCGACGGGACUCCCGACCCCAUCUGUCUCCAGAGGCCAGUGACUCCAACUCCAGGGAAACAUCUCCUAGAAGUCGACUCAGGAGACAGUCAACCACAGCGGCCGAGUACUGUGGUCGGGGCCGUCGACCUUCCCGCCUCCCUCGCUCCCCAGACUCUUCCUCAACUUUUUCCAGAGAACACUCGCCAAAAGAGCGAGGUCUUCGACGUCAGUCAACCACCGAAGAAAUCUUACUGUCUCGGGGAUUUCGUCGACAGUCGACAACAGAGGACAUAAUGCGAGCCCGUAACUUCCGUCGGCAGAGUACCCAGAGUGAGGAGAUGUCACGCCUGGGGCGCAGAGACUCCAGCGCCCAGAUCACCGACGGCACCUUAGCUACCAUGACUGUUGAGACCUCGUGUGCCUUCUUCGACACCUCGACCAGUAAGAGAGAGACCAGUUCUCUCUACGACAACAACAAUUACCAUGAGGAAUGUCUCCGCUGUAACUCCUGCGGGCUCAACCUGACCGGACCUAACCAGACCCGGGCGAGGCGCUACAAGAACCAGUUCCUUUGUGACCUUCACUUUGCUGACGUUGCCCUCAUGGAGACGUCAGACUUCCUGCAACAGCUGAGGUCCUUCAAGCCACAGAGUCUCGGGUGCGCUGUCGCCAGAAGGAAAUCAUCAACCACCCUCAUCUUUCCUCUACCUCCUCAGGCCUGUGCAGAUGAGUUCUGCCCUGGGUACCCGCACAGCCUCAUACCAACUCCUGGGUACUGGAUCGAGUGUGCAGGACAGACUGUACCCGACGAUACCAUCUGGGAUGAGUCAGAACCCGAGCUGGAGGACGGGUCCCCCCAGAGCGACCACCCAGAUAAGGCGGACCAGAACAUCCAGGUUUGUCCGGGCGGGCAGGUUCCCGUCAUCAACGAGCCGUCGCGCCAGAAGACGUGUAUUCAGGAGCAGUGGGAGAGGAAUGGUCAGUUUGACUUGACCAGCAUCGACCAGGAGACCUACGAGAAGUACUUCUAUGGCUCUGAACAUUGGAACUACUUCACCCAAGACGAGGACCUUGGCCCUGUCAUACUCUCGCUCAAGCAGGAGACGUCCAACGGCAGAGACCAGUUCAGGAUCAUGGUACGAGGGAUAUCCUACACGGUACACGGCCUGGUCCCCGCCUCCUGUGUGUUCGCUGAUCGCUACAACAGAGAGGAGGUGGUGAGGUCUUUCGGCAGAGAGAUAAACCUCAAUCCGCCUCUGGUGUUAGGCCAGCUGCCAGACAUCCCCGAGGAACUGCUCAAACUCGACCAGGUGUUCAUCAAGAGUGAGCUGAAGGUGGGUGUGGUGUACGUGAGGGAGGAACAGUAUACAGAGGAAGAGAUCCUGGACAACAACGACACCUCACCGCUGUUUGAAGAGUUCCUGCAGAUCCUGGGCGACAAAGUGAGGUUAAAAGGCUUCGACAAGUACAAGGGCGGGCUGGACACUGUACACGACCUUACAGGACUCUAUAGUGUGUACGCCCACUGGAGGAACAUUGAGAUUAUGUUUCACGUCUCCACCUUACUGCCCUAUGAGAAGCACGACCCGCAGAAGUUACAGCGGAAACGACACAUCGGAAACGACAUCGUGUGUGUGGUGUUCCUGGAGGCUGACAACACCCCCUUCUCCCCGGCCUGCAUCAAGUCCCAUUUCCUUCACACCUUCAUAGUGGUCAGAACGAGUCCCAGGAUCAAAUUCAAACCCACUCGGUAUGAGGUAGCAGUGGUGUCUAGGGAUGAAGUUGGGGCCUACAAACCGUACUUAUGGGAGCAGAGUUGUUUCGAGAAGGGCCCCAUGUUUCGUGAGUGGCUCCUGACCAAGAUCGUGAAUGGGGAGAGGGCCUCUUACUCUGCCCCAAAGUUCGCCCGUAUGCAGGACCGAACCCGGUCACAGAUGCUGGAAGACCUCGUCAAUAAUCUUCAGAACCAUGCUGAGACUGGCCAGAUUCCCAAACCUUACAGACGCGGCUCUUGGCGGCCCAUAGGUCAUAUGCGUCCCUCGUCGCCACUGCUGGACUCAGUUCGCGACUUGUUCGAGGGCCAUGACCAACUGGCCAAAGACUUCACCCGUGCCUUCCACAACAGCGAAAACCAGUUCAACAAUAUGCUCUAUGACGUCACCUUCAUGGUCGGCGCUGGCAAGGAAAAGUGUAAGCUCUUUGGGGUGAGAGCGAUCCUUGGCGUCCGCAGCAGGGUGUUCCAGGAGAUGCUCUAUGGGUUCAGUACAGGGUUCGGAUCACCGCAGGUCUCGGUGGCGGACAUACUGGCUCGGGCUGUCCCCACCCUCCACUCUCCCUCACACAAACCUAAGAGCUCCAACUUCCUCCAGGUGCCAGACAUCGAGACACCACGACCUAAAAGUGUACCAAACUCCCCUAUCGUGAUGCGCGCCUUCUCCCGCCUCGGCACUCUGACCUCAGGCUGGGGAAGGUCCUCGAAGAAGCAUGACCGCCUUUCCGUCGAGGACAAGAAGAAAUGGGCUUCCUCACAGGACUGUUCAGGCAAGGACGGCAAGGAGAGGCAGGGAGACAAGAAUGCCCUGGCGGUCCCUCGACUGAGCGUGUGUGCUGACGGAGGCAAGGUGGACCGGGCGAGGCUCUGCCAGGCGGAGUUUACAAUCAUCGAGUUCGAGCAAGACACCCUCAGGAUUUUACUCGACUACCUGCAUACUGGCUCUUGUCCGCUUACCUGUACCUCCAUACCUGGGCUAAUUUGCGCCGCCGAACACUACGACUUACCUGAGCUACUCCAGGCCUGUUUCCACCAUGCCAAGCAGUUCCUACGUAUUGAAGUGGUGUGUAACAUGUUAAGCAGCCUGGAGAACUACUACUGGCGCUACACCUCUGCGUCUGAACUCGUUAACAUGAUUCUUGCUUUCGUUGAGACCCGCGCCGUACAGGUGUUCCAAAUCCCGGACUUCAUGCAACUGUCUGAGUCGAUGGUGCACAUGAUGAUGGCCCGUAACCUGGAGGUGGCCGAGAUCACCAAGUUCGAGGCAAUGUUAGCUUGGGCCAAGAACCGAGUCAAAACUAAAGGCGGAUCUAAGGUCGAUUCCCGGGUCGAGUUCCGCUGUAUCAUGGAACGUCUGACCCGGGAGCUGAAGCUGUAUAGGAUAUCCCCGCAGGAUCUUAUCAAGAUUGUGUUACCGAGUAAGGCCAUCAAGAAUGAGCGCAUCCUGGAAACCCUCAUGUUCCAGGCCAACUCUGGCAUGUACCGGAUCAAUGACUCAUACCUAGAGGCUUGUCAGCAACGACUCCAGAAACAGGACUCCAAGUUCAGCGAGUGGGAGUCCUUUGAUUAUGGCCUAUAGCACCCACAGGUCCUUUGCCGGCAGGCUACAUCAGGAUCCUGAGGGGUCACCCAUGGCAAUUCAAACCCGGUUCUUAACAUUAUUGGUAAAGUGAGACUGUUUCACUGUCAUGGUAAGGAGUUCAGACCAGACCCAACUGGGCAGACUUGAAACUCAACUACAUGGACUUUAAACUCAAUUCGGCAGACGUCAAAUGCAAUUAGAUGAACGUUAAAGUCAAAUGCGUGGACGUCAAACUCAAUUGCAUGGAUGUCAAAACACAAUGGAAGUAUUUCUCAUUCACUGGAUGAUCUCAAAUGCAUUUAACUUGCGUGUAUGUAAUGAAGAUUUUUCGCCUCUUCUUCGUUAACAUUAACUGCUGUGUGGGAUACAUAACAUGAGUGGCGGGCACCUCGUGUAACCCUGACCCAACACCAUAGCAUCAGUCUUGAUAACAACAAAAACGAAUCUAAUAUCUGUAUGACAUUUGUAUGAGUUAUCAGCUGAGAUUCUCUUAAACACUUGAAUCUUUAAACCAACUUGGCUUUUAAAAUCUGGUAACUGUGAUUAACUGUUAAGUGUGACUGGGGAGAAGAAAUACUAGAGCCAGUUUAUUGGAUUAUAAUUCAUGUGUACGUUAAGUACUAUCUUUCAAGACCACAAUAACUUGGUAGCGCUAAUCGAGGCCAAUUAGUCUUAUGUUGUUUUGUACUGAUAAUCAUGGCAUUGGCUGCUUCAACCCAAGAAUUUGAAAACGCUGAACUUUCAUGGUUUUUGGUUUCACUUUCACUAUUCAACAGUUUACCUUCAAAUGAUCCACCUUACAACAGUUGGCAUUUUAUCAACUCACAAGUCGGGAUUAAGUAUUUAGGGUCUUAUUGUUUUAAUCUCCCGUUGUUGUCAAGAAAAUAUCUAACCAUGGGGGAAGCAGGACUCCUUUAUCCUCUUUGCCGCUGAUCGGCUCGUUAGCCAGUCAUUAAACACAACUUUCUGUGUUCAUUCGUAAGUUUACUGAAGACAAGAAUAACCAUUAACAUAAAGCUACAAUAAUAUAUAUAUUAUAAUUUUGAUUUUAAAGUUAGAGGAUUGUCGUGUCGUUCCCAGGCCAUCCAAACAAAGAGAAGUGUCAAGAAGUUAACAAAAUACUGUACAAUGUUUAAUUUUUUCCAGCGACCAACUGUAGAAACUAGUGAUGUUUAAUUGCGUACAUACUUUACAAUUGGUUAUUUGAUAUACGGUCCCUUAUUAAAACCAGGUGUAACUUAUAUAAUACAAGAGGAGUCAUUUAACUUUAUUAUGAAAUUAGCUUCCAAAAAUAACCUUUUGAAAUCAUCUUAUGAGGUACAAAUCUUCUCCCUUGGAUUAUAUUUUUUCUAUGGUUCUCAAACUUUAGUGGAAAUGUAGAGGAGAAUUUUCUUUUCUUCUUUUUUUUUUGUAUAAUGACUGGAGCAACACGUUGAUCGAGGAGGGAAAGAAAAUGUCAACAGUAAACGAUGUUGUUAUUGACUCAUGAGGUUUAUCGUGUGUUUAUGUCGGCAAGCAAUUGAUGGUCUUAGUUAUAGGGAAAGUAACUACUGUCAUAAAGGAGAUGUGGUACUAUUCUUAUAGUACCAGGAGAAUAUUCUGAGAUGCUGCGUUGCGUGUUGUUGAUGUGCAGGUUUGACUGUAUCAAGCAUGAGACGGUAGAAAUGACAGCCGAGGAAUAGAGGUCACGAAUUGAAUAAAUUAUAGAACCAUAAGGAUAACUACAGUACUUCUGAUUGGAUAAAUAAACUGUGUCAAUCAACCAAGACUAACAUUAUGAAGCGAUCACAGAGAUAGAUAAGGGAUAUAAGUAGCAGAUGGAAUAUGGAAGUUUAGCAUCAACACAGGGAGGAAGUUGUGUCUCACUUGCCACACCAACUAAAAGAUAUAUAGAUAAUUAUUCACUACAGUCGUCAUACAAAUUUACAAUUGAUUAGAAACGUCCAUCAGUAACUUGUGGGACAUUGACAGAAACCCUCAUGCGCUCUGUGUACAUUGUUUCACUCUAUUCGUUAAUAAUAUUUUGUGAGGAGAUUUAUGUGACAAUAUCAAUUCUCAAUCAUCAAUCAGUUAGAGGAAGUUUAUAAAUAAGAGCCAUUAAUAUCUAUAUUAUGAGUAUUUUAAAGUAAGACUCAUAUUGUUAUCGCUUAUAGUUGGUGGCCUCGUCUUCAGUGAUACUCCUUUGCUGUCUAACCAAUCUUGUUAUUAUUCUACUGUUGUGUCUCCUCAAAGUUAUCGUUACCUCAACUCCAUGUUUAUCUUUUUAUCUUUCUUUUUUUCGUUUAUCAUUCAUCACUUCUCAGCUUAUUAACCAUUCGGGUGGUUGGUCGAUUCUUUGUUAUUUAUUAUGACCAAGAUUUUUG